UGCUAGCUGGCAUCAAGUCAACACUGUUUUAGCUUGUACAGAUACAGCAUGUAUUACUAUUGGUGCUAUAGCAAGUGGAAAUAAAACAACGUUUAUGGAAACUAUUUCUCUCUACCGCUACAACGUUACUUUGUGGUGGCAUUUUAUUGAUUCAAAAGAGCUUUAUCAAAUGCACAAAGCAAUUCAAGCGCUAAAUGAUGAUCCAGUCGUUGAUAUGAUCAUGUUAUUUGACUACGAUCUCGUGCUCCUAAGAUUUCCUGACCUGUUGGAUACGAAGAACAAGACCAUCAUCAGAUGGGGAGAGCGGAAUACACCUGCAAUAGAGAUCAUUAACACCAACAUAACUGAUGAGUACCAAUGUGGUGAAGAACAUAUCGUUUCCUCAGUUGAUGACGAACCAUAUUGCAAAAUGGACUUGAAUGUUACCUUCGAUGGCAUGAUUCGAGAUAUAAGGACAAUUACAACUCCAAGGGCCAUGUUGUCCCUUGUACAAACGGUUGGGUGGACGUCUUUGGUCCUCUUGCACGAAAAUAGCACAGAGAUAGAAGCGUCAGAGAUGCUGGACCUACUUUCAGCCGAAAAAAUCCUAUCUGCAAAAUAUAAUAUUGACCUUGGAGGUGAUAUCCAUGACGUUAUAAACAAAACAUAUGAACAAUCUGUUCUUCUAUCGAGGGACAUGAAUGUUCUAGUUAUGUGUUCUUUUGCUUGCACCAGGAAAAUACUACAAGAGGCAAACCAAUUUGACAGCAAAAAUAGUUCAAAGAAAACACUUUUGAAGAAAUUUUCAAAAUGGCUGAUUGUCAUUUACGGUCACACUAAAGGCGAAUCACGUGCGCUUGAGGCAUGCGCAGACGAUCUAGAUAACGUCGCCAUUCUUGCUAUCCCAGCGUUCAGUGGUGUCGGAAAAGAGGUUUUUCUGAGUGAGUUGGACGAUCUCUUGUUAACAGUAUAUCGCCAAGAAGCUUUGGGACAACUUAAAGAUGAUGUGGAAAGCAUCGUUGCAAAACAGCUGGCAAAGAAAGCUGCGCCAUGGGAGCCAAGCAACCGAUGCCUGGGUUACAAUAUCGAUACACUGCUAUGGGCAGCAGAGGGGAGACAAUUUAGGCCUGUUGGACACUUUGACUACAUGGGAACAGUAGAGCUUCAUUCCAAAGUUUUCCCGAACGUUGACCAUGGCUUUAAUGGGAGAGAGUUCCUAGUCUCAACAAUUGAGUAUCCUCCGUUUGUUAUAAAGAGACAGGAUAUAAACGGUACGGUUAUAUAUGAAGGAUUCUGUAUUGACCUUUUGAUAGAGCUGUCCCGAACAUUAAAUUUUACCUACGUUCUAACGGAGCCUCCUGACCAAGCUUUUGGUGGAUUUAUUGACAAAGAGAAAGGAUUAUUUGCCGGUCUUGUCGGUCAACUCCAGCGUGAGGAGGUGGACAUGACAACAGCACCCCUGUCGGAGCAGGCAGACAGGGCCAAAGUUAUAGAUUAUUCCUACCCUUUCUACUACGAGUUCUCCACCAUCGUUAUCAAGAAACCGGAUGUUGACGUAGGCAAAUGGCGGACACUGGUUGAUCCCUUCAAAUGGCAGGUUCUCGUGUCUAUAAUCGUGGCGUUGAUUGCUGUGACCACCAUCACAUUCCUUCUUGAGAAGCACAACCCUUUUUACCUGGAGCCUGGCAAUGCCCUGGAGAGGAUGCAAAGCGGGGGCCUGCAUACCUGGCACGAUGCCUUCUGGUAUAUGUACGGGGCCUUGCUCUGUCAGGGUGGAGUUCACUUGCCAGCUUCUAUCACAGGCCGGACAAUGGUCAGCUCCUGGUGGCUGUUCUGUAUUGUUGUCGUGGGAACCUACUCGGGAAAUCUCAUUGCUUUUUUCACUGUCACCAAGGAAACAGCCCCAUUUAACACGCUAGAGGAACUGGUGGAUUUGAAAGGAACUUACAAAUGGGGCACUUUAGGGAUGUCUGUUUGGGAUCUCAACUUUAUGUCGUCUAAGACUGAACCAUAUAUUUCGAUAGACAAAGGGAUGCGAGAAUUUAGCAAUUCCGACUCAACAAUCUUGCAUUUAGAUCCUACAUUCCAUAUGCGUCGAGUGCUACAAGACGAUAAUUAUGCUUUUAUCACGGACACAACCACCAUAGAGGUUUACAAGUCCCAAGACUGCAGAUAUAUUUCAAUACAAGAGGAAUUUAUGCCGAUGAAGUAUGGGCUGGGGUUUCCGAAAAAAUCCCCACAUACGACAUUCUUUUCUAAACAAUUGCAGAAGAUCACUGAAAGUGGACUAUUCCAAAUUUGGAAGCGAAAGUGGUGGCCAAAAGCAAACUUCUGUGCCAAGAAAUACGUCACCGAAGAAAAGGCUGUUACUUUAGCUGACGUACAAAGCUCAUUUUAUGUUUGUGUGAUAGGUAUUUUCGUUGGAUUGGUUGUGUUUUUCAUAGAGCUGUGUGUGUUUCGUUUCAAUGUAUGCAAAGGAAAGAACAGAGGCCGGUUGGGUAGCAGCGCUGAUUUGCAUGUCAUAGACCGAGGCCACCACAGACAGGAUGGUCUGUUUAAAGAAAAUAAACGAACAUAUUAACUAUCGCUCUGACAGAAAAAAACAAAAAUUGCGUCCGUUUCAAACAAAUACCAUAUCGAAUGACAUAAAUAUAUCUAUAGGAAUUACAAAUGUAUAACCUUACUGGAAGUAA
This is a messenger RNA of Mya arenaria, 2672 nucleotides long. Its product is annotated as glutamate receptor 3-like. Gene Ontology annotation, molecular function: glutamate-gated receptor activity. The transcript is spliced from 17 exons. Gene Ontology annotation, cellular component: membrane. The record is from RefSeq and is a predicted model, not a curated record. NCBI's taxonomy places the organism in Eukaryota, Metazoa, Mollusca, Bivalvia, Myida, Myidae. Bases 95 to 2560 code for a protein of 821 amino acids. Gene Ontology annotation, biological process: monoatomic ion transport.